Molecule: messenger RNA, 786 nt
Organism: Pelobates cultripes (western spadefoot toad)
Lineage: Eukaryota; Metazoa; Chordata; Amphibia; Anura; Pelobatidae
Source: the annotation of a GenBank genome assembly
AUGGGGUAUAUUGACAGUAUUCCUACACCCAAACCAUGCAUAAGGUAUAUUGACAGUAUUCCUACACCCAAACCAAGCAUAGAGUAUAUCAACAGUAUUCCUACACACAAACCAAGCAUGGGGUGUAUCGACAGGAUUCCUACACCCAAACCAAGCAUGGGGUAUAUUAACAGUAUUCCUACACGCAAACCAAGCAUGGGCUAUAUCAACAGUAUUCCUACACCCAAGCCAAGCAUAGGGUAUAUCAACAGUAUUCCUACACCCAAACCAAGCAUGGGGUAUAUUGACAGUAUUCCUACACCCAAACCAAGCAUAGGGUAUAUCAACAGUAUUCCUACACCCAAACCAAGCAUGGAGUAUAUUAACAUUAUUCCUACACCCAAACCAAGCAUUGGGUAUAUCAACAGUAUUCCUACACCCAAACCAAGCAUAGGGUAUAUCAACAGUAUUCCUACACCCAAACCAAGCAUGGGGUAUAUUGAUAGUAUUCCUACACACAAACCAAGCAUGGAGUAUAUCGACAGGAUUCCUACACCCAAAACAAGCAUGGGGUAUAUUAACAUUAUUUCUACACCCAAACCAAGCAUGGGCUAUAUCAACAGUAUUCCUACCCACAAACCAAGCAUGGGGAAUUCCUACACCCAAACCAAGCAUUGGGUAUAUCGACAGUAUUCCUACACCCAAACCAAGCAUAGGGUAUAUCGACAGUACACCUACACCCAAACCAAGCAUAGGGUAUAUUUACAGUAUUCCUACACCCAAACCAAGCAUGGCGUAUAUCGAUAG